AUGGCCACGUCCACAGGACCCGACCUGCUCACCUUGACUGCCUCAGAAGCGCGACAUCUCCUCCACACGGGCGCCACAACAUCCGUCGCGCUCAUAUCAGCCUACCUCGACCAGAUCGAAGCGCACAAUCACCAGGGUCUCCACCUCAACGCCAUGAUCAGCGUAGCUCCACGCGAAAAGCUCCUCGCCCUAGCCCGCAAACUGGACGCUGAACGCCAAAACUCUGCUCUCCGAGGCCCGCUCCACGGCAUCCCGAUCGUGAUCAAAGACCUCUUCCUCACGCGAGACUUAGAUCUGCCGACAACAGCAGGUGCGCCGUGUUUCCGGUCGGCGAAGGCGAAGCGGACUGCUCCUGUCAUCCGGCAUCUGAUCGACUCUGGGCUUAUCAUUCUUGGGACAACGAAUUUGACAGAAUUCUGUGGGCUGAAGUACAAAGGCAUCACGCCAGGCUGGUCGCCGAUGGGGGGGGAGACGCAGUCGCCUUAUAUCUUUGGCGGACUGGAUCCGAGCGAUAAAUUACUUGGGCAUUCUUCGAUUGGUGGCAGCUCGUCUGGUUCGGCGGCAGCUGUUGCAGCUGGCUUUGCGCCGUUGAGUGUGGGGUCUGAGUGCUGUGGGAGUCUGAUCACGCCUGCUAAUCGAGCGGGCUUGUAUGCGUUGAAGUGCGGGCUGGAUGUGGUUGAUGUUGAGGGAGUGUUUCAUUAUACUGAUUGUAUUGACUUCAUCGGUGGAAUGGCGAAGAGCGUGGAGGACUUGAGUAUGCUGACUGCGGCGCUGAUGCAGAGGUCUGAGCCUUUUAGUAUUGAGGGAGGGUUUGACGGUGUUCGUGUCGGCUUUUGCAAUGUGAAGGAGUGGCGACUGCCGGAUGACAUCUGCAACUGGCCACGUGAUACGAGAAGGCAGAUGGAGAAAGCGUACUCGACCGCAAUCAAGACGAUCAGGGAGAACGGUGCAGAGGUGCAAGAAAAUGUAGACCUACCAUCAGCAUGGGAAGCCUUCACCAUAGAUGGCAAGAGUCCUUUUUACGGGAUAGCUUUCCACCAACUGCGCAAUAAAACGUUGCAAGCGUUUCUAGACGAGCUCGAGGACUGUGAGGUACGCUCCAUCGGCGAUAUUAUCGACUUCAACGAGCGAAACGCUUCGCUGUGCCUUCCGUCCGGUAAAAACAGUGUGAGGUCGCCUGAACGGAAGAGCUUGAGGGCUGAUAUUGUUCCAGAACACCCAUCGCAAUCCGAGCUGCAUGACCUCCAAGCAAACAGCACCACCGAAGAAGAAUGCGCAGCAAUGCUAGCCGAACUGCGAGCGCGGGGCGAGAACGGCCUGGGCCGGCUAUUCAAAGACGUAGACAUCGUCGUCGCUCUCGCUGAUAGUCCGCUGUGCAUGUACACGACAGCUAUAGGCUGCCCGAUUGCGUGCAUGCCGCUCGGCACGGUCAAAUAUAGCGACGUCAAUGCCCGGCCGUUCGGGCUAUGCGCUGCUGCGAAGAGGGGCCAGGAAGGAUUGCUGUUAAGAUUCAUGGCGGCGUUUGAGGCUGUGUUUGCUGCGCGGUCACUUCCAAGGCCGUUGCUGGAUGCGCAGGGGCGGACAUAG
This is a messenger RNA of Saxophila tyrrhenica, 1587 nucleotides long. RefSeq lists its product as uncharacterized. The record is from RefSeq and is a predicted model, not a curated record. NCBI's taxonomy places the organism in Eukaryota, Fungi, Ascomycota, Dothideomycetes, Mycosphaerellales, Extremaceae. The transcript has 5 exons. The coding region runs from base 1 to 1587 and encodes 528 amino acids.